CUGGGAUUACAGGCAUGAGCCACGCGCCCGCCAAUUCAGUGUCUUUUAGUGUAUUUGCAGAGUUGUGCAAGCCGUCACCAUAAUUUUUUAGAACCAUUACCCCCCAAAAGAAACACCUCCUUUAGCUGUCACUCCCCUCCUAUCUCCUCCCAUUCUCCGCAGCCCUAAGCAACACUAAUGUACUUCUGUCUCUGUAGAUUUGCCUGUUCUGGAUGUUUCGUAUAAAUGGAAUCAUAACAUUAAGAAGCCGGUUGUGACUGCUUCGUUCACUUAGCAUAAUGUUUUCUGGGUUCACCUGCCAUAGGUUCGUGACUUCAGGACAGUUUCCUACUGGCUUUAGUUUCCUCUGGCAAACUUGGGAAUCAGUUUGACAUCUGUGGAAACUUCUGUUAUGGUUCAGGGACAGAAGGUCUCACGGAUGGCCCCGCUGCCAGGGGCAGAACUGGUUCAGAGGCCACUGCAGCUCUACCGAUACUUGCUGCGCUGUUGCCGGCAGCUGCCGACCAAGGGCAUCCAGCAGCAUUACAAGCAUGCUGUCAGGCAGAGUUUUCGGGUUCAUUCAGAUGAAGACAACCCUGAGAGAAUCCAGCAGAUUAUUAAAAGGGCCAUUGAAGAUGCUGACUGGAUCAUGAACAAAUAUAAAAAACAAAACUGAGAGCCCGGAGAGUGAGCCUUCCUGGCCUCUGGAAGUUGAGAGGCGCCUCUUCUGGAGCUCAACAGCAGCAGCAGGUUUGGAAGAUCCAUUGGCCUUGUUGGCUGAAAGCUAGAAAUCAGAGGAGAAGCUGACCUUGCUUCGGAGGCUCCUCUUGCCGCGGCCAUGUUGCCAGCAUCCUUUAUGUUUGUACUUCCAGCCACUUACGAUGUGAAAUUUGGGGAGAAUGUGGUAUUUUUUUGUUUCUUUUGUGUAUUUUUUAUUUUUGUGUUUUUGUUCUUUUACUUUUCUCUGAAAGUGAUUCAUUUAUUCUGGAGAUCUCUUUAUCAUUCUCUGAGUCCCAGAGCAGAUGUCCCCUCAGGUAGCAACCUGUACAGAAGAAAGCGCGUGGGUUUUAGAAGCAGACAGAUCUGGAUUUGAAUCCCAGAUUCAGUAAGAUGAAGGUGAAGUGCCUCACACAGGAUGUGGCACAUGACAGUGCCUGAAGGGCUCCCUCCAAGGAAGCCAUCCUGCCCCACCCUCUCCUCUUUUCCUGCAGCGCCCUGCACAGCUCUGCUCCAGUACACACCGCGUCGGGUCUCAGUUAUUUGUUUGCGAGGUUGCCCUGUCCCUGCUUGUAGCCCCUGAGCCCUCACAGUUGUCACACACCCAGCAGUCUGCCAAAGAGCUGCUUUUCCUGACCACUGUCUCUCUAUGCCCAGGGAAGUCAAAGCCCUGGGCUUUGCCUUCAGGGAGUUGACAGUGUCCGUGAAGUGGUGAAGUGCCCACCACAUGAACCAAGGAGAGACACCAAAGCAGCUGCGGUGGACUCUGGCCUGUCCAAGCCUCUGCGCACCUGCAAUCUGUUUCCACUGGCCCUUCCCUGCUUUGCCACCAUUGUGGAAGAAUAGAAGGGAGGGGGAGAAGGUGGGUGGGCUCAGGGAGAAUGACCAGAGUGGCCAGAAGAUGCAGAGAUAAGUCCCACUGGGAUUUGAGUAUUCCCUGAGGGCACUCAGUCACAGGGAUGAAGUAGUGUGUGUUUGUAUCCUUGUAAUUAUGUGAGUUAAAAUGACUCAGAGAUAUUUAUGUGUGCGUGUGUACUCCGCUGACAAUGAAGUAAAUAUAUCAAUUUGUGGAA
Molecule: messenger RNA, 1769 nt
Organism: Cercocebus atys (sooty mangabey)
Lineage: Eukaryota; Metazoa; Chordata; Mammalia; Primates; Cercopithecidae
Gene: LYRM9
Product: LYR motif containing 9
Exons: 4
Coding region: 392-655 (87 amino acids)
Source: RefSeq, a predicted model, not a curated record